Guyanagaster necrorhizus is the source of this 1109-nucleotide messenger RNA. RefSeq lists its product as uncharacterized. The record is from RefSeq and is a predicted model, not a curated record. Lineage: Eukaryota; Fungi; Basidiomycota; Agaricomycetes; Agaricales; Physalacriaceae. Bases 52 to 840 code for a protein of 262 amino acids. The transcript is spliced from 6 exons.
GCUAGCUCUCAGAAAAUUUACUCUCCUUCCAACCACCCGGCCAGUCUAAACAUGGUUCAGGGAUCCCCCAAACCCGACGUGUCUUUAAAGGACAAAGCGGCUUCCGGAUUACUGGCUCCAUGUGUAACCCAGGAGAACGUUUACGAUUAUUGUGUCGCCCACGGGCUCGUGAAGAAAGACAAACCCAAGAAGAUCACAGGAUUGCAAGAUCUCAUUGAAGAAGAAGAGCUAUACUUGAGAACCCACAUCCGGCGCAAUACCUUUGGUCUCUGGUCGUACUGCCCCCCUUCUCCGACCAUUUUGGAAGUCUCUUCCAAUAACGAGUUUGACGACUCGGAUAACAGAGAUAUACCUCGCGACCUUUAUAGCAGCCAGCACCCAUUUUCGAGGUCACCGUCGCCAGACGACGACCCCUUCGCACCGGAAGCGGCGUUGGAGACUUGGCGCCAACAGCUGCAGCAGUCGUUUGAUGGCAAUGAGACCACCAAUCUGCCUAACCAUCGGUCUCUUUCCAGUGAUGCAAGUGCCCUAGAGAGUGACAACGGUCCCCCUUCCUACGGAGAUUACAGUUCUAUUGAGUGUACCGGGUUUCAUAACUCCACCGACCGUGCUACUCGUUCCCCUGGCCCUGUUGACGCAUCCUCCUUGGCCGUACCGGAAGCCUUUUAUAUAUGGACUCCACGGGAUCGGGAGAAAUUCCUUGGUAUAAAAGCUCCCAAGGCUCCAGACGGAAGAUAUAUGUGCUGUGGCCAGAACUUCGAGUUCAAGGACUUUGUCGAGCAUAGACGGUCUUCGGACGAGCAUGGAAAUUUUGGACAGGGUUCAAGGAGAAGGUCAUAAGAGAAUUCCCUCCCUCUUACUGGUCCGAGCCGACAUUCUUCCAUAGUAUUGCAUAGUUUUCAUACAUGUCAUGACCACGAUGGGUCCACUAUAAAUACUUUUGUACUUUCACGCAUACCAAACCACGCAUUCACUUCUGCAGUUCUGGCAAUCCCGCGGCUUUCAGAUCCGUAUUGAUUUCGUCAAGAUGGUUCAUGAACCUCGCCUGCAGCCCAUCCCACAUCUUAACGUCGUGCUCUACACAAGGGUAUCAACUCGAAUUCUUUUUU